Messenger RNA from Harpegnathos saltator (Jerdon's jumping ant), 1567 nucleotides. RefSeq lists its product as uncharacterized. Lineage: Eukaryota; Metazoa; Arthropoda; Insecta; Hymenoptera; Formicidae. The record is from RefSeq and is a predicted model, not a curated record. The transcript has 4 exons. Bases 3 to 605 code for a protein of 200 amino acids.
CGAUGACGGGCAAGGUGCUCACGCUGAUCUGUCUCGUGUUGUAUUGCCGGGCCGACGGAAGUUGCGCGUCCAGAGUGAAGAGGCAGGGACUGCUUCCGCCGCCGAUCGUCUACCCGUUCGGAGGGACAUUCAAGCUCGUCGUGGGAUUUGCGGUGCCGGUGGAACUCUCGGGCAGGAUUCUGGUUUACGGGCAAAACUUUCAGUUCCAAUACGCCCUGCCGCCGAACGCGACGUUCUUCACGGAGUUCUUCGAGGGCGCGUCGUCGUCACGGCGACGUCGUGCGAGCGUUAGCCGGGACGAAAGGAUGACUGUCUACGGACUGUUAGAGGGAGAGUUUGAGAGGAGAGGAAUAGACGGAAAGGAGUGCGUGAAAAAGACUAUUUGUGAAGCAGCAUUGGCGCCUUUGGAGGACGAAGGUCUCGUUGGGGAAUUGUUGCAUCUUUUUCUCACGCCUCAGGCCCAGGAAGCAGCGAAUUCAUCGGUAGAUUCCGAAUAUUUAGAAGCGUUCGAGUUCGGCCGAAGUAAUCACGACUGCUCGCGGAUCUACCGAUCGUGUUUACCGGGUCAGGGGAUCCUGGAUCAAAUCUCGAGCGUGAUAUUGUAAAAAGUUAAAACGUCGGCUGAAGCGGAAGCUGAUCUUGUUGACGGUUUCGCUUCUCUCGACAGAAUAACGGGGGCGGUUUAGUUCCAACAUUUCCCAACUGAUUAGCGAUAAAUAGAAAGCGACGAUUUGCCGACUGGUCGCAUAUUACCGAGCUGGUAAACGGUCGAAAACGAAGCUGCUAUCGAAUGGAACUGAGGCGCGAAUGAAAGAGAAGAAGAAGAAGAAGAAGAAGAAAAAGAAGAAGAAGAAGAAGAAGAAGAAGAAGAAGAAGAAGAAGAAGCGCGCGACGGGCGGAGCCAGCGAUCGAUCUCGUGCUCCGGGAAAACCCGUACAGGAAAACUGUCGCGUUUAGUUACGCCCGAGUUAAAUUAAGCAAGCGGUGUAUCUCGCGGAUUUAGCGUUAACCGCACUUCCACUAAUUGGCACGGAACGGUGGAAGCUGAUAAAGAGGAUAGUCGAAGCGGCAACGAUUCAAGGCGGACCUGGAAGCGCUAUUUUCGCUGGAGAUAGCUCCAGCUGCCUGCGUACGUGCGAUACCAUCGAAACGAUCGGCAAUCGUGGACGCACAAUUCGAUAUACCUGAAACAAUCGCGUGUCCGUCGAGUCUUCUAAUAAUCUCGACAGGUAAAUUCAAGUAGAAUCAAUCAGAGAGGUAGAUGGAGACGGACAGAUGGAGAUGGAUGAGUGGAUAAAAUCGUCAGCGCGCGAUAAUGCUGUUAAAAACUAAUAUAUAUUUUAAUAUAGGACGUUAAUACAGGACGAAGCAUUCCGACAAAUUUGUCUGCUAAAAUAUGAUUUAUGAUAUAUGUACAUAUAUAAGUCUUAAUAUUGAGAAGAUGUCCAGCAAACGUGACGACGUCAAAUAACGCAUUAAUGACAUUUUAUCGAUAUUAGAGACGUCAUGUGUGAUUAAUACGUCAUCUGACGUUUACCUUGCUAUACGGGAACCGAUAAAACUUAUA